Messenger RNA from Penaeus indicus, 1774 nucleotides. Its product is annotated as GRB10-interacting GYF protein 2-like. NCBI's taxonomy places the organism in Eukaryota, Metazoa, Arthropoda, Malacostraca, Decapoda, Penaeidae. Bases 81 to 1133 code for a protein of 350 amino acids. The record is from RefSeq and is a predicted model, not a curated record. The transcript is spliced from 8 exons.
AUGAACCCUCGUUUGCUGGAGGAGGAGGAGGAGGUGGAGGAGGUGGAGGAGGUGGACGAGGAUUUCGCCUGCAUGCAAAUAUGACCUCGGAAGAGAGAGACGCGCAGCUGAGAGGCCGCGCGGAGCAGCUUCAAGGAGAACUCAGCUGGCAGGCGCAGAUGAAGAAACAGCUGGAUGAUGAAAAGAGGAAAAAGGAAGAAUUGGAGGACAGGCUGAUGGAGGAAAAUAUGAAGAGGCAACAGGAGAGGAUGAAGGCGGAGUAUGAAGCGGAACAGGAUAAGAGGAGAAGAAAAGAGGAAGAGCAAUCCCGCCGUCGCGAAGCCCAACUGAAGCACAUGGAGCGGCUACAGCAGGAGGCCGCGGAGAAGAAGAAGGUGCAGAGGGCGAGGACCUUGGCAGCCGCUGACGAAGCCGCGUCGUCUCUGCCCACCUCCUCCAGGCACAACAGCCGCGACGCACGCAACUUGCAGAAGCCCAGCAGUCAGCAGGACGGGAAGAAGAGAUUCGCAAACCAGGACAAUGACUUCGGCCUCAACCUCAAGUCCGACUCAAGGCUCUUAGCAGCCAGAACACCCAACAAGUUCUUUGAUGCACCGACCACACCUGUCAAAAUGCCCAGGACAAGUGACGACCGAAAACGACCGAAGCCCUUGACACCGGCAGUCCCAGUUCCUCAGAAGGGCUAUAACCGUCGGUCUCAAAAGCCGGAAUACACUCCUGGCGCUGUCGUCGACCUCCCGCCAGUCGAGACAACGGAGAGACCAGGGCACGCCAGCCAACCAGACGGACCUCAGAGUGGGCAUGCGAACACUCUUGAGGUUCAGACAACCCCACCUGCCAGGGAACACACAGAGAUCCAGACAGCGAAGCCACAACAUUCCGACAUGGAGAUACAAACCACUCCGGCGUUGAACCAAUGGGAGUCGGAGAGGAAGCAAGAGGAGCCCCGCCCCCCCGUGGUGCGAGGUCCGCCCUUCGACUGGAAGAUCCACAUCCAGGACAUGUCGGAGGAGGAGAAGGCCAAGCUGGAGAAGAUGUCGGAGGAGGAGACCAAACACUUUGUCGAAGAGAACCAGGACCUCAUGAGCCAGCUGUCUGCCAUGAAAGUCAAUCUACGGGCAAGUCAUGACUAGCGCCUCCUCUCUGCAUGACGCAUUGCUUUAGAAUGCAUGGCGCCGCCCCUGUAGAAACGAGAGUGGUUGCAAUAUUGAAUGGAAUGUUUGCAAUUGCUUCCCAUAAGAUAUUCUCGUGUGUAUUAGAUAUGCGUUGAUACAGACACAUGCAUAGAUGCAUAUAUACAAAGCUAUUAACACACACACACACACACACACACACACACACACACACACACACACACACACACACACACACACACACACGCACACACACACACACACACACACACACACACACACACACACACACACACACACACACACACACACACACACACACACACACACACACACACUAAUCACACUAACAAAAUCAAGACACACGGAAUGAUGUGCCUUGAAGUAUCAGGUGAAGUCUUGGUAUCAAAUGGAGGCAAACUCAUGUUAAGAGUAUAAAAUGCAGUGUCAGUUCAAAGGACAAACAAGACACAAAAUAGAAAAGACAUUUUGUUAUAUGGUUAUUCUGACAGAUACAUGACUGAAAACUGAUGGCUAAGUAGUGCUUUUGCUUCUGCUUAAUAGAGGUAUUUUGAUGUGCCUUAUUACCGCAACACGGCGAAUAAAGGGAUUAAUAAAUGCAUGAUAUUAUUUCUAUGAAA